Molecule: messenger RNA, 912 nt
Organism: Prunus mume (Japanese apricot)
Lineage: Eukaryota; Viridiplantae; Streptophyta; Magnoliopsida; Rosales; Rosaceae
Product: protein LURP-one-related 10-like
Source: RefSeq, a predicted model, not a curated record
GAUCAAUCUCACCAUUCACCAAACAUUGUUGCCGUUCUUUCUAUCCUAAACCAAAUCAAAAUACAGGUGCUCAUCGGUAUCCGCCAUUUCUCUUACCAUGAAACAACCAGAAGCUAGCGCACCAUCGUUAGCCUACGCUAAUCCGGCAUCAUUAGAGUACGCUGAUCCCGGGACAAUAGCCUAUGCUCAUCCCGCCGUUGCGAUCGUCAGCCCUCACUUCUGCAGCCCCCAACCCGUAGAUCUUGCAAUUGUUAGAAAAGUUUUGACCAUAACCGAUGGCAACUUUGUAGUCUCUGAUAUCAAUGGCAACAUCAUUUUUAAAGUCAAAGGAGCUCAUUUAUGCCUUCGUGACCACAGGAUCUUACUUGACACAGCUGGUUAUCCCAUCAUUACUCUAAGAAAGAAGUUCGUAAGCGCACAUGAUAGAUGGCAAGUUUUUAGAGGGGAUAGCACAGAAACAAGGGAUCUGAUUUUUAGUGCUAAGAGGUCUUCGAUGUUCCAAUUUAAGACCAAAUUGGAUAUUUUCUUAGCAAAUAACAUAGCCGAGAAAGCACCUGACUUCAGGAUCAAAGGAAGUUGGUUUGAACGAUCUUGUGUCAUAUAUGGUGGGAACUCUUCCACCAUCGUUGCCCAAAUGCAUAAGAAGAGCACAGUUCAAAGCGUGCUGUUUGGAAAGGACAAUUUCAUGGUGACAGUGUACCCAGGCAUUGACCAUGCAUUCAUCAUCGCGCUUAUUGUGAUUCUUGAUGAGAUUAAUGAAAAUUAAAAUUAAUACCAAGGAUUGAGUAGAUUAGUUUGGAUCUACUUUGUUACUCGAAUGAGGAAACGAUGCAUCUUUGUUGCUAUCCCUUUUGCCUUUGCCUUUGUUAAUAUUCAUAAAUAUUAAGAUUUAUUUUAGUAUAUGUUGCUCGA